Molecule: messenger RNA, 2954 nt
Organism: Helianthus annuus (common sunflower)
Lineage: Eukaryota; Viridiplantae; Streptophyta; Magnoliopsida; Asterales; Asteraceae
Product: wall-associated receptor kinase-like 6
Exons: 3
Coding region: 125-2350 (741 amino acids)
Biological process (GO): protein phosphorylation; cell surface receptor signaling pathway
Cellular component (GO): plasma membrane
Molecular function (GO): ATP binding; protein serine/threonine kinase activity; polysaccharide binding
Source: RefSeq, a predicted model, not a curated record
AAAUUAUGACAAAAAGAAGCGUCUCAUUUGGUUGAGAAAAAGUCAACCAUGGUCAAAGUAAACCGUGGUAUGAUUUUCUUCGUUUAAUAAGUGAAAUUACACCGCAUCUUCGUUGAUCUAUAAAAUGUUGAAUCUUCUUAAGGUUUCUGCUAUGAUCAAUCCUUUACGUAACAAAAAUAUGAAGCAAUUUCAAGUUUUUUAUAUACUUAUUUUGAUUUUAAUAGCAAAAUCAUCAGCAGAAUAUUAUCCUGAUGAUUACGCCAAGAAAGGAUGCAACGUUACAUGUGGGAACGUGUCGAUUCCAUACCCUUUUGGGAUCGGAGCAACUUGUUCUGUCAACAAAUGGUACGUUAUUGAUUGCAACUCCUCCAUACCUUAUCUCUCUGCAUUCAACAACAUGGAGGUGUUGGGUGUAAGCUUGGAAGAACAAACCGUCACUGUUGACGUCCCAGUAAUCUCUCGUUGCCGGAGUUCAGCCCCAAAUAGCAAUCACAUCCCAAGCGUCGACCUUGGUGACAGUCCCUUUCUUUUUUCUGCAUCAUAUAACACACUCAUUGUUGAGGGGUGUGGUUAUGCUGCUAUCUUGGGUUAUAAGGGACAACUGAUCACUGGAUGUUCAACUAUUUGCGCUAAUAACACUACCAAUGAAAGUGGUUUUUGUUUUGGGCUUGGUUGUUGCCAAAAUACGAUUCCCUACAAUUUAAAAUCGUACAGUGUGGAUCUUACUGGCUUGAAAAUGCUGGGUGAAGAUGGAACUUGUGGGUCUGCCUUCUUGGGUGACGAACGAUGGUUCCCUUCACAGUCUAGCCCGUACGACCAUCCCAAGACGAUGAAUACCUCUUCUUUUCCAAUAGCGCUUAAAUGGUUCCUAACAGAAAACGAUUUCAAUGAAACUUUAAAUUGUUGGGAACGACAGAGUAAAGAGUAUGGACUGUGGUUGGAUGAUGGUUACAUUCCUAUAAGAAAGUGCUACUGUGGUAUCGGGCGAGAAGGAAACCCCUAUUUGCACUAUCAGUGCGAAGAAUCUCGAGAUUGUAGAAAAUGCCGGAAAUCUGAAGGGAUCUGUCACUAUGAACAACCAUAUAUUGAUGAAUUUGAGAAUUGGUUGUUUAGUUGUGAGCCUAAAGUAUAUUACACUCAAAUUUUCAGAAGAAGCAGCAAAUCACCACUAGGUGUUAUUCUUGGUGUUAGUAUUUGCAUGGGAUUGCUUUUCCUUGCAAAAUUCAUCUAUGAAAUGCACAAACUAAUCAAGAGAACCAUAGCCAAGAGAAAGAAAGAAAAGUUUUUUAAACGCAAUGGUGGCUUACUUCUUAAACAACAAGAAGCAAAUAAAGAGGGUUUAGUUGAUAAAACCAUACUUUUCACCUCCGAGGAGUUGGAAAAAGCCACCGACCAUUUUAACGAGAAUAGAAUUCUUGGACGAGGAGGUCAAGGUACGGUGUAUAAAGGCAUGCUAGCGGAUGGAAGGAUUGUAGCAGUUAAGAAAGCAAAGAUUGUUGACGAAAGCCAGUUAGAGGUAUUCAUCAAUGAGGUUGUGAUUCUGGCACAAGUCAAUCAUAGGAAUGUGGUCCAGCUAUUGGGAUGUUGCCUAGAGACUGAGGUUCCUCUACUUGUCUCUGAGUUCAUCCCAAAAGGCACCUUGUAUGAUUAUAUUCAAGAUGAUACCGAUGAGUUACCAUUCUCGUUGAACAUGAGAUUGCAAAUUGCAGCUGAGGUUGCAGGAGCAGUUUCUUAUUUACAUUCAGAGGCUCCCAUUCCAAUAUACCACAGGGACAUAAAGACCACAAAUGUACUUCUGGAUGAAAAGUAUAGAGUCAAAGUUUCAGAUUUUGGAACUUCUAGGUUGGUAUCAGUAGAUCAAACUCACCUAACUACCUUAGUCAAAGGGACGUUUGGUUACUUUGAUCCAGAGUACUUCCAGUCGAGUCAGUUCACCGAGAAAAGUGACGUGUAUAGUUUUGGAGUUGUUUUGCUCGAACUUUUUACAAGUGAGAAGCCUAUUUCCUUAACUAGAUUUGGUGAACAUAGAAAUUUAGCUACACACUUUAUGUUUGCUAUGGAAGAAGGUCGUGUGAUGUCUAUAUUUGACCCAGUGCUUGUACACGAGGAUUCAAAGGGUGUGGUUUUGGAAAUUGCCAACUUGGCAAUGCGAUGUUUGAAUUCCAACGGGAAACAUAGGCCAACAAUGAAAGAAGUAGCCAUGGAGUUAGAAGGCAUGAGAAUGUCACAAGUGCCUGCUACAAUUCAAACUAGUUACGGACACACUAAUCAUAAUGAAGAUUUACCCAUGUUUACGGAUGACGAGUCAACACCAACAACAGUGAGUUUCAAAGACAACAUUAAUGAGUAAUUGGGCGCGUUAUUAUUUUAAGUUUGUGUUUAAUGAAAUCUUGAUUUUUCCUGGUGUGAUUCCUCGUUAGCCUUCUGUGUUUGGCAUUUCAGUUCUGUUUUGAGCAGUAUAAUUCAAGUAUAUUAAUAAUGUUUAAUUGGUCUUUUGUGGGUAACAUUUUGGUUUUGAUAUCUAGGCGUAAUGUUCUCUGUUAACCCAGUGCCGAUCACCUUCACGACCAGAAUAUUAAGCUGCUGUAUGUGAGCUAGGGCCGAAAUUAUUAUAACCCAAAUAUCAUUGGCAUCUGUAGAAACAGAUGGUAUCGAACAAUACACAAGACCGAACACACAGAAAUAGCGAUAAAACGGUGACAGAAAUUUUAUUAUUAACCCAAACCAAAAAACUCCCAACCAAACCCUUGAUCUUACACUUAGUAAGAUCUUGUUAACAACAAGGUUCAGAUCGACUGAUAUAUGCAAUAAGCCGAUCACAAUACAAGCAACAAAAAAAAACUAAAGUGUACAGGGAAAGAAUACAACCAGAUCUAAGACUAUCUCACAGGCGAGAUGAUGAACACAAUCAGUUCCGAUACUAUCUCACAGGCGAGAUGAUGAACAGCGCACAA